AUGGCGAAAGACCAAGCAAAUGGCACGUCCAACAAUGCAGGCGUUGCAAGAAUCGACCUCCACAUCCCUCCAUCAGUGACAUCGGCGACUGUCAAGAUCAUCGAUAUAGCCAGCGUCAACAAUGUGCCCUCGCACGCUCUCUUCACGCCUACAGUAAAGGGUAUAGAUGUGCAUAAUGCCCCGUCAUUUUGUUUCCUGAUCGAGCACCCCUCUGGCCAGAAGGUGUUGUUCGACCUCGCAAUCCGCAAGGAUUGGGAGAACCUCUCACCGGCAAUCACCGAACGAUUGAAAAUGGUGGGACAUCGGCCAGUUGUGGAGAAGAAUGCAUCUGAGCUGUUGGAUGAAUCCGGCGUGGGCAAGGAGAGGAUCAACGCCGUAAUCUGGAGGCAAGCAUAUUCCCCGGGUCAUGCUCACUGGGAUCAUACCGGCGACAUGUCUACAUUUCCAGGCCACACGGACCUAGUUGUCGGUCGCGGCUUCAAGGAACAUUUCCUGGCAGGAGACGGCAACUCGGCGCUCGGUGGAAUCCUGCCGAGCGACGUAGAAGGGCGCGCGGUGCGUGAGAUCACCUUCGAAGAAUCCGAGGUCGUCAGGAUCGGCCAGUUUCCCGCCUACGACUAUUUCAAAGACGGGUCGAUGUACCUUCUCGACAGUCCGGGCCAUUGUGUGGGUCAUCUCUGCGCACUGGUCCGCACAAGUACCUCGCCCGACACUUUCGUGUUCAUGGGCGGCGAUGCGGCACACCAUUGUGGAGAGUUCCGCCCGUCUCAAUACCUACCGUUGCCAGACACCAUCUCUCUCCAACUCCCACAACACGAUCGUCCCGUGCCAUUCUGUCCGGGAGCAUGGUACGAGGACUUACAGACGUCGCGAAACCGGGACCCGAAAGGCCCGUUAUGGCAGCCGAGCUUUGGUCACAACAUGGAAGAGGUCAUGGCUACAGUUGGACACAUGCAGGAAUACGACGGUGACGACAAUGUUUUCGUCAUCCUGGCCCACGACGCUUCCCUGAGAGCUCCGAAUGUGCCCAUGUUUCCAGAUUCGAUUAACGAAUGGAAGAGUCGCGGGCUGGGAAGGGACCUCAGAUGGACCUGGAUCGGGGAGAUCUUGUCGGCUUUGGAGGCGAGUGGUGGAAGGGUGCCGGGCAUGUAG
Messenger RNA from Exophiala spinifera, 1152 nucleotides. RefSeq lists its product as uncharacterized. The transcript is spliced from 3 exons. Bases 1 to 1152 code for a protein of 383 amino acids. The record is from RefSeq and is a predicted model, not a curated record. Lineage: Eukaryota; Fungi; Ascomycota; Eurotiomycetes; Chaetothyriales; Herpotrichiellaceae.